Messenger RNA from Nasonia vitripennis (jewel wasp), 2830 nucleotides. It is a transcript of the gene MED16, whose product is annotated as mediator of RNA polymerase II transcription subunit 16. Gene Ontology annotation, cellular component: mediator complex. Lineage: Eukaryota; Metazoa; Arthropoda; Insecta; Hymenoptera; Pteromalidae. Gene Ontology annotation, biological process: positive regulation of DNA-templated transcription. Gene Ontology annotation, molecular function: protein binding. The coding region runs from base 327 to 2753 and encodes 808 amino acids. The record is from RefSeq and is a predicted model, not a curated record. The transcript has 14 exons.
CUUCUUUUCCUGGUCGAGACGUCGACACGUACACAUCGGUACAUAUCUACGUAUGAUGUGUACUUAGAGGUUAUACCAAGCUUGACGCGAGUAUAUAGGGACGCAUCCAAAUAGGCCGGUGUAUAUUUGUGUAGCCAGCUGAUUUUUCAUGUUGUCAAUUAAGUAUCGCUGCAGUGCACAAUUUUCGUAAUAUUUUUUUAUAACCAAUUUUCCAGCUCAAUUACUUGUCAUAUCUGCAGUAAUGAACAUUUAAUAACUCAAAAUUUAGAAGAAAUGCAUAAAUUUUAGAAAGUUCAAGUUAUAAUAUUUAUGACUUGGGAGCAAAUAUGGAUUUGCUAUAUACAGUAAACAGAAAAACAUUUGCAAAAUCAUCUUUUAAUCAAGAGAGUACCCACGAUGAGCAUUCUUUGUGCUCAUUAUCUAGUCGAAAUAUCGUUGCAUUCACAGCAACAACAGAACUAAAUGACACAAAUAGUAAAACAUGGGGCUGUCAUGUUUAUGUCUGCGACUUAAAUAUGCCAUGGCAUCCCUACAAAGUUUUAACUAAUAAAGGUACUAUUACGGCCUUAAAAUGGGAUUUAUCUGGAGAAAAACUUGUGAUUGCGGAUUCAACAGGGCUUGUUCAGCUUUGGACAUUUAAAGAUUAUAUUUUAAAUGAAUGGAUGCUCAUUGGCUCUCAUUAUUUUCCUGGUGAACAUAUCUUGGCAGUUGCUUGGUUUCAUAAUGGAAAAAGGACUAGUCUAGUUCCUGACAAAAAAGAUAGUACGCUGUACAACGAAAAAUUUUCUCAUCUUCCUUAUGCACCAUCAGUCAAGCAGUUUGGUGGAAGAGCAGCUCAGGGAGUUUUUAUAGUAUCUAAUACAGGAAUGUUGGGUGCUGUGAUGAUAACACAAGAUAAACAAAAUCCUAUUUGUUCUGCGACUGAAAGUAUAGGAAAUAUACGCCAAAGAAUCACUGCUGUUGACAUUAGCUAUGCAAAAAAUGGUCAAUUUUUGGUAGCUGUAAGCAGUGGUAGUUUUACAUUACCAAUAAGAUGUUUUCGGGUUUCUAUUCGCAAGACUGACGAACGAUGCAUUAUAGCUUCACAAGCCUUGCCUAGUUUCUUUUUACAAGAUGGAGCACCGAAAGAUGAUUCAACCAAUGCCACCAUUACACAUCUUAAAUUUGCUGUAUCAGAAACUGCAGAUUCGUUAAUUGUAGCUGCAAAUAAUGAUGGUAAUGGAUUUAUUGAAGUCUGGGAAUUAAGUGAAAAGACCCAUCCAGUUCAUAAAUUGUUUCAAUCGAAACCUUGCGGCGAACCUUUCAAAGCAGUUGUCUGGCAACAUCAAGCUUUAUACAGAUGUCUAUAUUCUAUAACAGCUAUAGCAACAACAAAAUUAUCUAUAGUCACGCCAACAAGUUAUAUUUUAGUGACUUUAGCAGACUCUUCGAUUCAUUGUCUUAGUCACGACGGUUUAAAAGAAAUUGCUGUUUCAUCAUUAAAUACUAGCUGGCGUCAGGAUGAACCCUUGAACAAAUGUUCAAGAACAUCAUCCACAAUUUCUUGCAUAGAUAUGUCAUGGUUGGGAUGUAUAUUUUUACUUGUUGAUACCAGAGGAAGUUUAUAUGUUUAUAAAUUAUCUCCAGAAGGUUCAGCUAUAACAUUAGGUUAUGCGUGUACUUUGUUAGAGUACUGUUUAUUAACAGGAUUAGACUGGUUGGAUUUACUUUUAUGCCUUAGAUCAUCAAUGAUUGAAGCAUUAUGUGAACGUUUUGAUGCUUCAUUUAAUAGACAAUCUUUACCUGUACAGCAAUAUCAUUACAUGCAGUUUUUGUGCAUAAAAAUUUCUCUUUAUAGAAUGCUUGUCAGUGGACAGAGUAAAGCAGCAGACCUGACUUCGUUAUUUAUGGUGAAUUCAGUUGCAACAGCAUUCAAGUCUUUAUUAAGGCCAUCUGACACUUUUCAUGACAAAGUACCAGCUGAACGUUUACCAUCUGUUAUAACAGAUAAUAUUAUUACUGAUGUAGACAAGGUUUUGCUCCACAUUGAACCCAAGGAAUUCACAGUAGAACCCAUUACUCUACAGUCAUUACAACAAUUAAUCCAGUGGGUAGCAGAUCUAGCAUUAAAUUUAUUGGUGAGAUUACCCGAACGGAGAAUGCAAAUGAAACAACCAAGUGGUUAUGAACUCGUCCAAGAUCAUAAAGCACUUAACAUGUUACGAGAACUUCUUGUAAUCAUACGUAUUUGGGGAUUAUUGCGACCUUCGUGCUUACCAGUAUUCCUCAGAAGUGCAGAUAAUAUUGAUGUGUUAGGAUUAUUGUUUCAACUUCUCUCCAAGCUAGUUCAACCAAAUGCUGAGACACAACAACAAGUUGAUGAUCAGUUAAUAGAUGACUGCUGUCUUUUGCCAAAUCAAAUAAUGAUUCCACAAGUAUAUCAAGCAAACAGUAUUACUGCCGUAGCAACUCCUAUUUUGUUUUAUCAAAGUUUUCCGCUCCAAUUGGAGUAUGGCAGUGAACCAGAUUUAACUUUUAUACCAGAAUUAAAUCCAGUUGAAGGAUGUAUGCAUAAUGGACAAAUAGUUGAUGCUGUUAGGCAUUUAUAUUUAGGAAAACAACCUCUUCUUGUAAAACAAUGCACUAGGUGUGGAGCAAAAUCCCAAGUACAUAACACUACAAGGACUGCAGCGAUAAGAGCAUGGGAGCAAAGGUGGGCAAAAGGUUGCCCUUGUGGGGGCACUUGGAGAAUACACAAUAUGAAUCAUCAAUAAAAAAAAAAGUAAUGUAAUUUGUACAGUUUUUGAUUAUAUAAAUAAUACUUCCACAAUUUUGUAAGAAUAAAAAAAAA